Molecule: messenger RNA, 279 nt
Organism: Acanthamoeba castellanii str. Neff
Lineage: Eukaryota; Discosea; Longamoebia; Acanthamoebidae
Product: Fbox domain containing protein
Exons: 3
Coding region: 1-279 (92 amino acids)
Biological process (GO): SCF-dependent proteasomal ubiquitin-dependent protein catabolic process
Cellular component (GO): SCF ubiquitin ligase complex
Molecular function (GO): protein binding
Source: RefSeq, a predicted model, not a curated record
AUGGAGGUCGAGGCACUGCCGGACGAGGUCCUGUUCCACAUCUUCUCCCUCCUCACCCCCACCUGCCUGAGGUCCGCGUCCCUGGUCUCGCACCAGUGGCACCAGGUGGCGAAGGACAACUGGGUGUGGAAGAGCAUGUGCGAGAAGGCGAAGCUGACGAUGAACUCGGCCAACCGCCGCAAGUUUGAGAAUGACUGGCGGGCAUGGUACCAAGCCGUGCAAGAGGGCAGCUUUGACAUCCUCGAGACGGACGCCGACUCAAGUGGUAUAGAGGUCUAG